Molecule: messenger RNA, 891 nt
Organism: Rotaria sp. Silwood1
Lineage: Eukaryota; Metazoa; Rotifera; Eurotatoria; Philodinida; Philodinidae
Source: the annotation of a GenBank genome assembly
AUGUCAUCAAAUUUUCAUGAUGAAAUACAUGAUCCCGUAAGUAAUUUAACUAUGCGACCAGUUCGAGGUAUUCUUAAAUCAUCGAAAAGUAUGGAUGAAAGUCGAUUAGAUAAUAAUCAAGAAAUCAUAUCAAAAUUAAAUGAUUAUCCAACAACGGGUAUGACACGAUCUGAAAGUAAAAGUCAAAAAAUUCCACAUUUUGAUGAAAUGAAUAUUAUUGCAACAUAUCAUCCAAUUAAUAAAGAUUAUGGUCAUAUGAAAAUUGAAGAACCUAAAACACCUUAUGCUCCAAAUGAUAAUAUUGAUGAAGAAAUGGAUAUUGGAGUUAAUAAUGAUGAAACAACAUUGCCAGGUUUUGAUCCUGAUACACUUGUACAAAGACUAAAUGAAUCUUCAAUACCAUCGUCUAAUUCAUCUCAAUUAGAUUUUAAUCGUCUAUCACGAAGAUCUAUUGAUGAGACUGCUGGAAUGUCUUCCGAAGAAUUAGAACAUCGUAAACAAUUUGAACAGCAUCGUAAACAACAUUAUAAUGAAUUUGAAGUUGUUCGAUUACGUAAAAGAGAAAUCGAAGCUGAAUUACGUGCUCUAGAACAAGAAGAAGAAGCAACAGGAUCGGGUUCAGAUGACAAACAAAGUGGAACUAUUAGUAUGUCUUCAUCAAAUGAUUCGAUCAAACCGAUUUUAGUUCAUCAUCAUUCAAGAGAUUCAACAUCACCUUCUCAUCAUCAACAUCAUCAUGUUCAUGUUGAAAGUGAUCAUCAACAUGAUGUAGAUGAACAUGCAUUGACAUUGGAAGAACAAGAACGAAAAAAACAAUUUGAAUUAAAACGAAAGAAACAUUAUAAUGAAUUUCGUGUUGCUCAUUUAGAAGAUAAAGAAGAUGAAAAAUGA